AUGCAUAUGAAUUUCUCACCGAUGUCAAUAGUGCGAUUUGGAUUUUGCCUUUUAAUACUUAUCUUUUGUGUUAUUACGAUAACAUCAUACAAAAUUGAUCAUCAUCGACAUGAAGAUAGAAAUAAUCGGGCUGUAACAGAAUGGCGUUUUCGACGUAAUUUCUUUCGACUAUUACCUUACCAUGAAGGCAAAAAUACGAACGAUGAUUUGGUUGACGGCGAAACAAUCGGCAAUGAUAGUAAAUAUGGAGGAAAAACAUACGACAAGAAAUAUCUUCCUAAUUUAUCUGAUGAUAUAAUGUAUUAA
This is a messenger RNA of Rotaria socialis, 306 nucleotides long. Lineage: Eukaryota; Metazoa; Rotifera; Eurotatoria; Philodinida; Philodinidae. The record is from the annotation of a GenBank genome assembly.